Molecule: messenger RNA, 7134 nt
Organism: Amphiprion ocellaris (clown anemonefish)
Lineage: Eukaryota; Metazoa; Chordata; Actinopteri; Pomacentridae
Gene: arhgap23a
Product: Rho GTPase activating protein 23a
Exons: 24
Coding region: 569-5986 (1805 amino acids)
Biological process (GO): signal transduction
Molecular function (GO): protein binding
Source: RefSeq, a predicted model, not a curated record
AGCUGAUCUCUGAGAUGUUUCAGCCUGUACAAGCUCAGUUGUUUGUCUGCUGAUUGAGCCGCUUCAUGUGGAAGCAGGGAAGGGCUGAGUUAGAAAAACAACGAAAGAGAAAGCAAAAUGCUCGGAUCAGGACUGAGGUGAGAUGAAGAGCUUGGCUUAGAGAUCCACAGGGAGUGUGGAAGAAGAAGAAGAAGGGAAAAGAGAGUGAGGGAGAGCAGAGAGAGGCCGGUGGGAGGGAGGAGAGCCGGCGAUCCAGCCCUCUGGGACAACGCUGGGUGAAUUUUGGGGGUGGACAGAGUGGCUUUGUAUGCAGAACAUCAGUGGACGGGAGGGACACUGCCACUUGUUCUCUGAGUUUGUCUGUCGUGAAACCAGACCUACCUCUGAUCCACCGCAACGCUCUCCUCCAUUCUUCUCAGUUGAUUCAUGGAAGCUGUGAUGUGGAACUUGUGGGAUUAAACUUAAUGACUGCGAUGGAGGGGAUCCAGGACAGAAGAGACUCCUGAGAUCUGCAGCUCCAUCCUCUCUCUCUCUCCCAGCUCGAUCGUGUCGUCUUGCGUUUUGGCUCAUGUUGGUGUUGGGCGAUGCGGAUCUGAGCAAACCGAACGCCCCGAUGCCCGCCGCUAUGCUGCCGUGCCCAGCGCCGGCCGGGUCCGACUGGAGCUUCCAGAACCCGGUGGGGGUUGACUGCAGCUCCCCCGAGCCUCGCUGCAUUUGGCUGGCGGUUCUCCGAGGAACCACCGGCCCGAUGCCACCCCCCACGCCACCCACCAUGCCCUCUGCACCGCCCAGGGCUAAGGGGCGGAGGGAUGGUCUCUCCUCUGCCGGCGACAACCCUCGGCCGCCGAUGGCGACCCGGCCGGGAAGAGAGGGGGUCAGCGUGGGCUGGAAGGGUCCGCGGACGCUGGUCCUCCGUAAGAACUCCCAGGGCUUCGGCUUCACGCUGCGCCAUUUCAUCGUUUACCCUCCAGAGUCCGCCCUGCACACCAACCUCAAGGAUGAGGAGAACGGUAAUGGAAAGGGGUAUCAGAAAGGCCGAAUGGAGCCGAUGGACACCAUAUUUGUGAAGAACGUGAGAGAAAAAGGCCCGGCCCACCAGGCGGGUUUGUGCACAGGGGAUCGGCUGGUGAAAGUGAACGGAGAGAGCAUACUAGGAAAAACAUACUCGCAGGUGAUCGCCCUUAUUCAGAACAGUGAGAGUGUGCUGGAGCUCUCUAUUAUGCCAAAAGAUGAAGACGUGCUUCAGUUGGUAAGUGCAUACUCCCAGGAUGCCUACCUGACGGGUAACGAACCAUACGCCGGGGGAGCUGAGAACCUCCCGCCACCGCCCCCCUUGUGCUACCCGCGAACCAAGACCGCGCCCCUCGCUGGAGCCCCACUGUCUGCCCCAAUGGGCCAGAACCAGCUGGAUAACUGGAGUCGCUGGCCAGGCUCUUCCAGCCCUUCAUCCCCGUUGGACAACCGCUCUGCUGUGGGCAGCCCCGCCAGCUGGCAGGAGGGGCGGGCGGGCGAACCCGGCGGUGUCGGUCACAGCAGCCCGGCUCACCGCACAGAGGAGAUCCAGUACGGUAUGACCAGCCAGCAGCCUCAAGGCCAGACCAGGGGGCGCUCCUACUCAUCGUCUUCUUCAUCAGGAGGCCCCCUGUCCAGUCCUCUGCAAGUCCACUACCCCAACCACCAUGGUGCCGGUUCCUCACAAGCUCAACCACGUAAGUCCAGCUCAGCCUGGACCAGUCCACCCCUGCCCCAGGGUGGUCCUGGCCGGUCCGAGCGCUGCCAGCAGGCCCUCUCAGACUGGUACUACAGCCAGCUGCCGGAGCGCUCAGGACGCAGCAUGCAAACCCGACACCGCAGCUACUCUCAAGACCGACUCAGCGAAUCCAGGAGGCAGCAGCAGCGGUCGGGUGGUUGGCCUCACAGCGCCUCCCAGGACACUCUGCUGUUACUGCAGCAGUCUGGACCAGGACCCCAUGGCGAGCCUUACUGGUCAUACGGAGACUGGGAGGGGGGUCCAGGUAGGGGCCAACAGUCUUCUAACUACACUCGGACACGCUCUGAGAAUUUGCUCGCCCAGUACGAUCGCCACGGCCGCUCCUUGGAAAUGUUGGACAGAGCAACGACGGGAUUAGUCUCACCUCGGUUUGAGAGGCCCUCGUGGCUCCAGCAGGCUCCCCAGCCGCCCCCCAGGACUGACGCCUACCCGAGGCAGGGGAGCCACUUCUGCGCAACACAAGCCCCUCCAGUGUCCCGACCGUCUCAUCCUAAACACCAUCCCCAGACCCAGAACCAGCCCCAGCAGGCGACCCCUCAGAGCAGGCGGCUUCCUCCGGGGCAGAGCAUGGACGACCAGCCGGUGGGCUACCGCAGCUACAGCCCCUCGUUCUACCGCAAGACGGGCCGCAUCAUGCAGCAGGCCCAUUCUUUCAGGGACCCAUCGUAUUCUGGCCCCCACUUGAACUGGAAUCCUGAGGGCACUUCAGCACCCGUCGCCGCCUCCACUGCAUCCCCUCUUGCCUCCGCCGCCCCCGAGUCCCAGGACAGAGCGUACCGGCCCACCAACCAUGAGAGGGAACGAGGUGCAGCGGAGGCGGAGUUGGCGGCACAGACCCAGGAGGUGGUGAUGAGGCAAAAGCCCCCCACCGGGCGGAGGAACGCCCACGGCAUGCGACACCCCCACUACGCCCUGCCUAUGGACGGGCUGGAACCCUCUUUGUUUUCUCCAGAACCCAAAGACUCGACCCCCGGUUCCACAGGAGAUGUCGCCCCACGCAAACCAAACGGCAACCUCGCCCCCCUCCCCAUAGAGGACGACUCUCUGGCCUCCAUCCCCUUCAUAGACGAGCCGACUAGCCCCGGCGCUGACUUGCGUGCCCGCCAUGUGCCGGCGUCCUCCGUGGUGUCCAGCGGCAUGAGUUCGGCGCCCGCCGUGGUCACCAGCCCCGCCUCCCCCACCUUCACCUUCCCCCUCACUAGGCUCUUCUCACACGACUGCAGCAGUAUUAAAUCCAGUCGCCGUUCCUCCUAUCUUCUAGCCAUCACCACCGAGCGGUCAAAGUCGUGCGACGAAGGACUCAACACGUUCAGGGAGGAGGGACGAGUCCUGAGGCUCCCAAAAAGAGUGAAGAGUUUCUUCACAGAUGGGUCUCUGGACAACCUUGGCACAGCAGAGGAGGUUCGCUCCAAACGUCACUCCACCUCGGAGCUGGGGAACAUCACCUACAGCGACGUCCGGCGAGAAGGAUGGUUGCACUUCAAACAAAUCCUCACUGAGAAGGGAAAGAAGGUGGGAAGCGGCAUGCGUCCGUGGAAGCGCGUCUUCUCCGUUCUCCGCUCCCAUUCGCUGUUCCUCUACAAGGACAAGAGGGAGGCGGUGCUCCGUGGAGCGACGAUCGGCGGUUCGGCCGAGGAUGAGCAGCCAAUCAGCAUCCGGGGCUGCCUGGUGGACAUCGCAUACAGCGAGACAAAGAGGAAGAACGCCCUGCGAUUGACCACCCAGGACUUCUGCGAGUACCUGCUGCAGGCGGAGGACCGGGAGGACAUGCUGGACUGGAUCAAGGUCAUCAGGGAGAACAGCAAGACGGACAGCGAGGAGCUCGGCUUUUCCAGACAGGCCCUCAUCAAUAAGAAGCUCAAUGAUUACAGAAAACAAAGUCCAACAUCCAGUAAACCAGACUCGUCUCCCAGGAUGCCCCGAAUGAAGCCUCAAUUCCUGCUCAACAAGACGGAGAAUGCAGCCGGAGCACCACGAUCCCCGAAACCAGAAGGCAAAGAUGAGAGCAGCCCUCCGAAGUCUCCGUGGGGAAUCAACAUCAUGAAGAAGACAAAGAAGGCCGGGCCCAAAGCUUUCGGUGUGCGAUUAGAGGAAUGUCAGCCUGGUGCAAAUAACAAGUUCAUCCCGAUGAUUGUGGAGAUCUGCUGUGGCCUGGUGGAGGAGAUGGGUCUGGAAUACACCGGAAUCUACCGAGUCCCCGGGAAUAACGCCAUGGUGUCGCUGCUUCAGGAUCAGCUCAACAAGGGCGUUGACAUCAACCCUGCAGAGGAGAAAUGGCAGGACCUCAACGUCGUCAGCAGUUUACUCAAGUCAUUUUUCAGGAAACUCCCAGAACCACUUUUCACCAACGACAAGUACAACGACUUUAUUGAUGCAAAUCGGAUGGAAAACGCAUCAGACAGACUAAAGACCAUGAAGAAGCUGAUCCGAGACCUCCCAGAUCAUUAUUACCACACGCUCAAGUUCCUGGUGGGUCACCUGAAGACUGUAGCCGACCACUCAGAUAAAAACAAGAUGGAGCCUCGUAACUUGGCUCUGGUGUUUGGACCGACGCUGGUUCGGACGUCCGAGGACAACAUGAAAGAUAUGGUCACUCACAUGCCUGACCGCUACAAGAUAGUAGAGACGCUCAUCCAACAUUGCACCUGGUUCUUCACUGAAGAGCUGGACAAGGAUGAGAAGACGCCGGUGGACACGGAGGAUGUCCAGCCAGCACCAAACAUCGACCACCUGCUGUCCAACAUCGGCAGGACCGCUCUGCUAGGGGAGGCCUCGGACUCAACCAACAGUGACUCAGCUAAAUCAAAGGGGUCGUGGGGGUCGAAGAAGGACCUGACAGCCAAGGACUUCCUGACUCUGUCCAUCAUGUCGGCAGUUACAGGCCGUAAACGCAGGAAGCGCCACAACGCCCGCCGUGUGGGCAGCAGCACCGAUGACGACUCCGAGCACGAGCCAAUCAAAGCUGGGCAUCUGGGGGCAGAGGAGGAGGAAGAGGAGGCGGAGUCGCCGGUAGGUGACACUGCCCCUCGAGCUGAGGGAGAGGAGGACGAUGAGGAGGAGGAAGAGGAGGAAGAUGACGAGGAAGUUGUAGAGAGCGGAGUGAAAGCGGAGGUCGAAGCGGAGGAGGAGGUGGUGGCGGUUAUUCCCAUUCGGUCACACUGCAAGGAGGAAGAGAAGGGAGGAGGAAGGCUACACGAGGAGGAGGUGCGGGCGGAGGUGAAGGGGCCGAGGUGGCGAGCUCCAGAGGAUGCUCGCUCCAUCGUUUCCGGCUACUCCACCCUUUCCACAUUAGGGCGGAGCUUAGGGUCGGAGGGGAGGGGCGACGACGCAGAUGACGAGCACAGCGAGCUGGUGAGCGAGACGGACAAUGAGAGCGGCUUUGCCUCGCGCUCCCUCACCCAGGAGAGGCCUGACAAACACCCAACGACACCCACCAACACCCAACAGGCAGCAGCACCCCGCAGCUUCCUCUACUCCCACUACAAACCCCCUGUUCUGUCACCCACCAACCUUCUUGCCCCGCCCACCCAGCUCACCCCGGACUCUGUGGAGAGGAACGAAGGAGGCGCUCGCUCCACCACGCCUUCAUCCUCCUCCUUCUCCUCCUCCUCCACCACCCACAAACUGCACUCGCGGCCUUCCUUCAACUCCCACAAGCUGAUCCAGUGCGACACUCUGGCCAGGAAGAAGCUGAAGUCGGAGAAGGCCAAGGCUCGUUCCCUGGACCUGCUGGAGCUCCCUAGUGCCGAGGGGACCGGCUCCGGGUCGGAAGGUGCACCCAGACCGAGGAGCUCCAGGACCAACCCUUCCUCAGGUAGCAGCCAGGAGAGCCUACGCCCGGCCCGACCCAAACCAGCCCUGCCACCCAGUGAGGCCGCCUCCUUCACCCCAACCGGUCCAGGCGGCAGAUCUCUGGCCGAUCACGUUCGCGCUCGACUGCUAGGUUCGGCAGACGACUUGCGCAGCGUUGGACUGAGGAAACCGCUGUCACCUGAGACUCGCAGGAAGAGACGGGCCUGGCGAAGGCACACCGUGGUGGCCUCCCCAACUGAGACGUCCGACAAGAGACCCCCGCUGAAUGUCAACGAGUUCCCCUUGUCUCCCAUCAGUCAAAACCAGGUAAAAACACAAGGGCUGCCUCGGGAUGCAGACGCACUCGAACAAGGACCCGCUACACGUCAAGCACCCACCUCCAGAUUCCACCAGUACCUGUAGCCCUGCCAGCUGACCCCAAGCACCACUCCCAGGAAAGAGGCUGAUCCUGAGGGGGGUCCGGCCGAGCUGCUGACUCCCUGCAGGUCAGUCGCUUCACAAAGGUGGACAGGUCAAAUAAAACAAACCUUUUCUUUCCGAUGAGCUCCGUUUGCAUGGCAAGGGGCGUUCCAGUGUUGCCAAAGCUUUUGUUUUCCUUUUGCUAUACAUGUGCUUUUAUAGAUAUGACACAGAGACACAAACAGACCUCAUCACAGUCCACGUUACAGCCAAGAAUUCUCACCUGAGUAAUAAGCGAACAUCCUUCCCACCGUCUCUUCCUUCCUGUCUGGCUCACGGAUGACAAUAAUUCAAGGGUUAAUCCCGUCAAGUGACUAGAGGAGGAACUGCAGCCUCCCUCUGGUUCUUGAGCGAAUGGUGCUUCUUGUCAAAUUUCAAAAUGUUCCUAAACCUCCUUCAGUGAGCCACGAGUGACAGACACACAUUUAUUCGGUCAUUUCAAAGGGGAAAUCAGCUGAUUUUUCAUAUCAGUCUCCCUAACGUGCUCCUCCUCUGACCACAGACACUGUAAAAUUCAGAUAUUUGACCACAAACACAUAAAAACAGUCGUCUUCUCUGUACUUGUUAAUAAUCUUUAUGUGUGUUUGCGCAACAAUAUUCGUGAUCAUGUCCGAGCGUGCAGGUGUUUGUCUUGAACAAUUUUUUGUAACAUUUGUACAAAGCCUUGUUAAGUUAACCUUGUAAAUAUAAAAAUAAUAUGUUAUCAUAUUUGUUUUUACUUUUUUUAGUUCCUUUUUUUUAACGGUUUACAAAAAGUGCGUACAAGUGCACAGUCAUUUCUUUCAAGAUGUUACUUGAAAUGUUUCCCUUAAUAUAUUAAUUUUUUUUGUUUUAUAUUCAAUAUAUAUAUAAAUAUAUUAUAUAUAUUUUGUAUUAAAGUAAAAAAAAAAACCUUUUAUUGUGAUUUCACCUCUUGGGCGUACCUGUUCAAAGGAGACGAGAUAAACAUGUCUGAACCUGUUCCUUCUUUCCUCAUAGAUGGCCUUUCUCUUUGAUUCACAGCACUGUGCAGAAAACCUUUAUCUCAUGAGAUACGAGUAUCUUAGUGAGGAUGCUUUCAAUAAAGUUGCAUCAACAAGUGCAUAAAACGA